GGUAUCUCCUCUUGCUCCUCAGGGUGGCAGCCAUGAGAUAAACCGCCAGCCACCUUUCAAAAUUCACCCACCUACUGAGUGGAGUAAGUGGUGGUGGUACUGUAGAAUUUACUUGGGUUAGGGAGAAAAAGAGCUUGGACCACCCCUCCAACUCUCGGCAACAAACAUUUGUGCGUCGCUUCCACGAGCCGCUUCCAUCAUUCGCUCGCCGCCCCGUCCGUCGGUUUUCUGCUCUGCACCCAAAGAAAGGCCAACAACUACUUUGUUGCUCAACAGAACCACCCCGUCCUGUCGCCCCAAACGUUACCCAAGAUUCGAGGACACAUAUACUCAAAAAUCAGCCAUUAAACGGAAGAAACCUGGCCAAUCUUUCCUCCACUCGACGUCACCACCGCUUUUCCCGAGUGCGCGCAUCUUAGCAGAAAGCCCCCUCCUCGCGACAGCCUCAAUCCCCAAGGGCAGCUUCACGAGCGAUUUUGCUUUUUUAUUUUCUUUCCCCUCUCUCCGGUGAUCAUAUAAAAAGCCGUUGGGCUUGAACAAACAGCUCCACCAAGCCAUCGCACGCACACAACCGUCAAAAUGUCUGGGGAAGCAUGGUUAUACCUCUUUGCGGUACUGGUGAAUGCCGUCAACCUGUUCCUGCAGGUCUUUUUCACCAUCAUGUACAGCGACUUGGAAUGCGACUACAUCAACCCUAUCGAUCUCUGCAACCGCCUCAACACCUACAUAAUCCCCGAAGCCGCCGUACAUGGAUUCCUGACGUUUAUCUUCCUGAUCAACGGAUACUGGCUGCCACUCAUCCUUAACCUGCCCCUUCUCGGCUGGAAUAUCAAGAAGAUCGUUGACAACGCGCAUCUUUUGGAUGCCACCGAGAUUUUCAGGAAGCUUAACGUGCACAAGAAGGAGUCGUUCAUCAAGCUCGGCUUCCACUUGAUCAUGUUCUUCUUCUACCUCUACAGCAUGAUUGUCGCUCUGAUCAAGGACGAGUCACACUAGAGUGUUACCGCCCUCGCCUGUGCGGAGUUCUUGUCCAUCGCGAUGUUCUGCGGCACCGUUGUGCUCUUGGACCUCCUGAUAGGAUCACCACUCCAUCGUACGUUCCUGAACCUCGCGCUUCGCGUGCAGCUCCUGCCAGGGUAUCAUCUUAUACCCUGUUGAGGCUCGCAUCCUCGAAAUAGAAACAAGGCGCAGGUGGGAAGAAAAUUGGAAAACCGACGGGAUCUUCAUCCGGACCUUAGAGCACGGGAGCUUGUUAUCCGGUCAACCCGUGAAUAUGGUUUGCCAUGUGGGCAAAGAGGGAAGUGAUGUUAAUGAAGCCUUUUUUUCUGAAUGAAAUUUGGGGCUGGCGUUAUACGGAGGAAGGGAGGUACUUUUUACAGGUUUUAUACCAAGCGCUGCCAGUAGUGUCUUGGGUUUCCUUGUCAAGGCCCGGGGCAUGGAUGGUUACGAUAUGGCUUAUCCUGGGUGGCGAUUACCUUGGUUUAAAUUAUUCGGUGCAAGAGGUGUUCGGCAUGAUAUUUCUCAUAAAUACCUAGUAAUGAACAGCCUCAGCGAUUUGGCUAAUGCCUUGGACGAAAGCGCAUUGUGCGGAGCACGUGCCUCAACUUCUUUGACAAACUUUGAAAUGUUGGAAGAUGCUUAAUUUCGGAGGAAAAGAAAAACAAGAAAUCAGAAAGAAAAUCAGAAUGAUAGAUGGUUAGAUGAACAUAGUUUAUGUGUCAUUUGUUUAUUUAGUUUACAUUUUGCAAUGCCCAACUAGGAG
Pyricularia oryzae 70-15 is the source of this 1762-nucleotide messenger RNA. RefSeq lists its product as uncharacterized. The record is from RefSeq and is a predicted model, not a curated record. The coding region runs from base 580 to 996 and encodes 138 amino acids. NCBI's taxonomy places the organism in Eukaryota, Fungi, Ascomycota, Sordariomycetes, Magnaporthales, Pyriculariaceae. Gene Ontology annotation, biological process: endoplasmic reticulum to Golgi vesicle-mediated transport. The transcript has 4 exons. Gene Ontology annotation, cellular component: COPII-coated ER to Golgi transport vesicle; endoplasmic reticulum membrane.